Molecule: messenger RNA, 893 nt
Organism: Pelecanus crispus (Dalmatian pelican)
Lineage: Eukaryota; Metazoa; Chordata; Aves; Pelecaniformes; Pelecanidae
Source: RefSeq, a predicted model, not a curated record
GAAGUCCGUAAAGUAAGUGAGAGUAUCAAGUAUAACCACCCUUUGAGAAAAUGUGUUGAUACAAUACUGAAAAAGUGUCCUACUGAGUACCAGGAAAGAAUGGGUAGGAACAUGGAUGAUUAUGAAGAUUUUGAUGAAAGACAGAACAGUUAUCCAAGUGAAAAAAGUUUGGUCAAACUUCACAAGCAGGUAAUCUAUGCAGUACAGAGACAUCGUCGUACACAGGUCCAGUGGCAAAUUCUUCUAGAACAAGCAUUUUACCUAGAAGAUGUGGCAAAAAAUGAAACCAGUGCAACUCGACAGUUUGUUCAUACCUUUCAUUCCCAGGAACCAGAGAAUAAAAUUAUUCAGUAUUUCUACACACCAACUGUUGAAUGGUACUGGGAAUGUCUUCUACGACCAUGGUUUUACAGGGUGCUUGCAGUUGUUCUUGCCACGUUCUCUGUAAUUGUUGUGUGGUCAGAGUGCACAUUUUUCAGCACAAAACCAGUUUUAUCGCUAUUUGCGGUUUUCAUACAGCUGGCAGAAAAGACAUAUAAUUAUAUAUACAUUGAGAUGGCCUGUUUUCUUACCAUCUUUUUCCUAAGUAUCUGUGUUUACUCUACUGUCUUCAGGAUCCGUGUAUUUAACUAUUAUUACUUAGCUUCACAUCAUCAGACCGAUGCGUACAGUCUCCUUUUCAGUGGCAUGUUAUUUUGCCGUCUUACUCCACCGUUAUGCUUGAACUUUUUGGGCUUGACCCAUAUGGAUGCAACAAUCUCUCACAAAAACACUCAGCCAACUGCUUAUACAUCUAUAAUGGGAUCCAUGAAAGUGCUGUCCUUCAUUGCAGAUGGUUUCUAUAUAUAUUACCCAAUGCUUGUUGUCAUUCUCUGUAUUGCCACAUACUUCAG